Messenger RNA from Trypanosoma theileri, 1008 nucleotides. RefSeq lists its product as uncharacterized. The transcript has a single exon. Bases 1 to 1008 code for a protein of 335 amino acids. The record is from RefSeq and is a predicted model, not a curated record. NCBI's taxonomy places the organism in Eukaryota, Euglenozoa, Kinetoplastea, Trypanosomatida, Trypanosomatidae.
AUGAUACUCGUGCGACGUCUGUUGUAUCUUAUGGUUGUGCUGUUAAGCGUGACAUGUGUGGUGGCGGGUGAGGCACAACAAGAAGCUGAACUUGCUGAAGUGUCUCAAAUGAAUUCGCAUACUGCUGGAGAUGCUGGAGUUGUUCCUGCUGGUGUUGAUGAUGCUUGUAAAGCUGAGUCUCCUACUACUUCAGACUGUUCAAGUAGCCGUAGUGAAACUGCACUUCCUCGUGGUGAAUGUGCGGACUCUUCUCAAACGGAUGGUUGCCAUCCCACUGAACUGAAAACUGAAGGCAGUUGUCCUGAUGAUUCUAAACGUCCUUGUGCACCAAAGGCACUCCAGGAAGUUCUUUCUUCGGAUACAGCAGAACAUGGUGGAAGACCUGAACACGAACAUCAAGUUCCCAAUGGUCCAGUGGGUCCUGCAGGUGGUAAGGGUUCUAAUUCUGAUGAACCAAAUAAAGAUAAGGCUGAUGGACGUCCCGAUGGUGCCCCAGGUGAACAAAAUCUUCACCAUUCUCAAGCUGGAAAAGUACCUGAACCUGUUGCUUCUCCUGCUGCUGCUGCUGCACCUGCUGCUGGGAAUCCUGCUGUACCUGUAAGUGAAGAGGGAACUGGAAACAGUGAACAAAGCACAACAGAUGAAAGUGUAACUAAAGCGGAAGAUGCCGAAGCACAACCUUCUCCUUCUCCCACCAAUUCAACCCAAGAGAAUACCGGUGAUAAUAAUACAAACACUGGGAAUGACACCAAACCUGCAGAAGGUGGGUCGCCCAGUAACCAAGAAGAUAAUGCGAGAAAUACAGAAACCACUACCACCACAACCACCACAACUACACCCAAUAAAGAGGAAUCCACCACCACCACAACAACAACAACACUUCCUCCUGAACUCACAAACAACAAGAAGGGUGAUGCAGACAGCAGCAGCAGCAGUAUCAGCAGUUCUGUGUGGGUGCGUGUACCACUACUGAUUGUGGUUACACUGGCCUGUAUUCUUGUGUGCUGA